This is a messenger RNA of Colletotrichum navitas, 1617 nucleotides long. Its product is annotated as cytochrome P450. Gene Ontology annotation, molecular function: steroid hydroxylase activity; iron ion binding; heme binding. Lineage: Eukaryota; Fungi; Ascomycota; Sordariomycetes; Glomerellales; Glomerellaceae. The record is from RefSeq and is a predicted model, not a curated record. Bases 1 to 1617 code for a protein of 538 amino acids. The transcript has 6 exons.
AUGCUUUCCUCGAUCUCUGGCACCCCUCAUAUCAAUGAGAUCAUUGAGUUUUUCCAUCAUGAUCUCGUAAUCUGGGCUUUCAAGCUUGUAGUCUUCGGUUUUUCAUUCCUUCUCACUUAUCUCCUAACUUACAUCCGGUUUGUUAUUCAAACGUGGAGUCUGCAGGUCUCUGGAAUAUAUCCAUCACCCGUUCCUCCGUAUCUUGUACCUGGACUGGGGCAUACAUACUCCAUUAUCUUCAAUGCCGAAAGGUUUCUUCGUCCUCUCCACCAUGUACUUUCGCUCUCCACGCCCCUGAGCCCAAUUCUCCAUGUUCUUCCUGGAGAAGGGGUGAGGUCACUGUUUAGGGCACCAAAAGACCUUGUGCCGGUUCGGGGGACAUUCGACGCUCUGAAAGUCUUCUUUGGGUUGACGCCGGCGGACUACCAUGUCUUCAACAAUGAAUAUAUAUCGGCUUUGGAAGCGAAGAAAGGCAAACAAUACUCGACCUCUCAUGCAGACGCGUCGAGACCGAUCAUGGAGCUCCAGCGAAAUGAUUUUGUUACAUUCUUGCAUGGUCAAAACCUGAGGCUUGUCAUGGACGGGUUUUCAUUCAACCUCGGGCAACUGUUUCGAUCUCAUGAUUCUCAUGUUUCACCCUCAGAGCCGGUAAAUCUUCCAGACUUGUACGUGUUCUUGCCGGAUUCGAUAUUCCGAGCCGAGAUCGAGGCACUCUACGGCAAGCACAUAUUCACUGCGCUUCCUGUCAUCUCGCGAGGUAGUCCCCGAUGGCUCUAUCCCGCACAGUACCAGUCUAGGGAUAAGGUGCUUCACAACCUCGGCAAGUGGAGGAGAUACCCCUACAAAGAAGACGAAGAGCUCGGAAACGCAGUUUCAAACCCCAUCUGGGGCACGCAUUACAUGAAGAACAUGGUGCGGCGAUAUGAAGAUUUGGAGCUUUCAAAUGCAGGAAUUCCAAGUGUACUGCAUGGCUUCUUAUUCGUGACAACGGCAAACUCGAUACCAGCAGCCACGUGGAUGGCCCUCCAUAUCCUCCUUGAUAAACCUCUUGUUUCACGGUUGAGACAAGAGUUGCUGAAGGAGUCCGAGGCAAAAAAUGCCCCGAUAGAUUACACUGCACUGUUGUUGGCUCCGCUACUUAAUCCAGUCUACCGUGAAACGCUUCGACUGAACGAGUCUGUGUGGAACACUGCCCGACAAAUCAACGGGCGUACUGAGUAUCCGGUCGAGUCUUUCUGGGCAGAGAGGUUCUUGGAAUACACCGAUGACCCUAGAAGUGGUCCACUCCGGAAGCCUCCAUCAACCUACGCAAAUACGAUUGGUACCAGUCCAGUAAAGCCCUUUCGGGAUGAUUCAAAAGCUAGGUUGCCGGACCCUGCGGCUCUUCGGGGCCACUUCUUCCCUUUUGGCGGCGGUGCAUGGAGAUGCCCAGGUGAGAUUCUGGCCAAGAAAACUAUUUUGGUGACGGCUUUUUUACUGCCGAAAGAGUUGGAUGUUUACAUUUUCGACCCCAUGGAUGCGGCUAAGGCCAGUUCGCAGCAUCGGAUGAUACCCUUUGGAACGCACGCCUUCGACAGGAAAGUUCCUAUCCGGUGUUGGAAGAGAUCACAAGUUUGA